This is a messenger RNA of Rhododendron vialii, 653 nucleotides long. RefSeq lists its product as uncharacterized. NCBI's taxonomy places the organism in Eukaryota, Viridiplantae, Streptophyta, Magnoliopsida, Ericales, Ericaceae. The coding region runs from base 53 to 412 and encodes 119 amino acids. The transcript has a single exon. The record is from RefSeq and is a predicted model, not a curated record.
AGUUAUAUAUGUAUCUCCUAAUGGAAUACUUGAGUUAAUCUCUUAUCACAAAAUGGAAACACUACUACCACCACCACCACCACCACCACCAUAUAUGCCUGAUCAGCAGCAGAUUGAAGAAGCACAACUCCCUUAUCCUGUGGUUGCAUCUGCUAAUAGUACUCCUCGGUAUACUUCGGGCUCAAUUGGGCCAUUCCUUGCAGUCAUCUCUUUUCUGGCUAUUCUUACAAUUCUUUCAUGUGUGUUCGGAAGCAUAUUUGUCGGCCGAGAUAACACACUGUCGGAAAGCAUUAACCAUGGCGACUAUUUUGGGUGGUUGAAGGGAAGAAGAUGGAGGCAGCACAUUGGUGGCAAUUGUGUUGGAGUUGGAGCCAUGGUUACGGUUGGGGAAAAAGGUGACAAUGAUGGGUAAGACUAAGGCUUGAGAUGGAAUAUACCAUCGAUCGAUACCACCUAAGUCUGUGCUUAACUUUUGGUUUAAUUUGUGUAUGGAAGCUGAGCCAGAUUAUAAAGUCAGACCUCCUUAGAUUUGGGUUAGACCACCUUUGUUGUUUGUAAAGGACCCUGUGCUUAAUGUUUGUUUCUUGUUUUCUGAACUUGUUUCUUGGUUAUAAGCUCAAUCCAACCUAGCAAAAAUUAAGUUAAUUAGCAGU